Molecule: messenger RNA, 1333 nt
Organism: Daucus carota subsp. sativus
Lineage: Eukaryota; Viridiplantae; Streptophyta; Magnoliopsida; Apiales; Apiaceae
Product: E3 ubiquitin-protein ligase SINAT2-like
Exons: 5
Coding region: 311-1237 (308 amino acids)
Biological process (GO): multicellular organism development; ubiquitin-dependent protein catabolic process
Cellular component (GO): cytoplasm
Molecular function (GO): zinc ion binding; protein binding; ubiquitin protein ligase activity
Source: RefSeq, a predicted model, not a curated record
AAGACAAGUACAGUUGGAGUAGGGGUAGGUUAGCUGGUUGCACGAAGUCCUCCUCAGUUAUCACGCUCCACCUCACCACUUUCUCUCCCUGUUUUUGUCUUGUUUUUCCCCGGACUCUCUGCUUACUAGCCCCCCAAUCAAUACAUCUCAAUCAAUUAUUCAUACAUAUCUCCAUACAAAUACAAAACCCCUUGAUUAGUUUGCCUUCUCUGUCUUCAUUCUCAUCUGGGAGCUUUGAAAAGACAUCAGAAAUUCAAAAUAAGAAGUAACCAGAAGUGUGUUGAUCGUUGCAUAUAAUUAUUGCUUAAAGAUGGCUCCUGGAGGCAGUAUUUAUCAGGACAUUUCUGAGUCUUGUGUUACAUCAACUGAUUAUGAUGUAGAACCUGCAAAUCUGGAAUACAGAGGUUCCCCUUGCCAGAAAUCAAAUGCUGUUAAUGGUAAAGGCACAAUGGCGUCGAACAGUGCCAUGCAUGACCUACUUGACUGUCCUGUAUGCAUGAAUUCAAUGUAUCCUCCCAUCAAUCAGUGCCCCAAUGGUCACACAUUAUGUCACAGCUGUAAGGCUCAGGUACAAAACAUUUGCCCUAUUUGUCGCCAUGAACUUGGAAAUAUUAGGUGCUUGGCUUUGGAGAAAGUUGCAGAGUCACUAGAAUUGCCAUGCAAGUACAAGUUUUUGGGCUGUGAAGGUAUAUUCUCCUACCACAGCAGGCUCAGGCAUGAACAAAGUUGCAGAUAUCGCCCAUAUGAUUGCCCUUAUGCCGGAGCUGAAUGCCCUAUUACUGGUGAUAUCAUGUUCCUUGUUAAGCAUCUUAAAGAUGAUCACAAUGUUGACAUGCAUGAUGGAAGCACCUUUAAUCACCGGUAUGUCAAAGCUAAUCCUCACGAGGUGGAGAAUGCUACAUGGAUGUUGACUGUUUUCAACUGUUUCAACCAUCAGUUCUGCUUGCAUUUUGAGGCUUUUCAUAUAGGAAUGGCUCCUGUUUACAUGGCUUUCCUUCGUUUCAUGGGAGAUGAUCAUGAUGCAAAAAAAUUUAGUUAUAGCCUAGAAGUUGGUGGAAAUGGCAGGAAAUUGACAUGGCAAGGGGUCCCGAGGAGCAUUCGUGAUAGUCAUAUAACAGUUCGAGAUAGUCUAGAUGGACUCUGUAUCCAAAGGAGCAUGGCACUAUUUUUUUCAGGUGGUGAUAGACAGGAGUUGAAACUCAAAGUAGCUGGCCGUAUAUGGAAAGAACAGCUAUAAAUUUUAAUCAGUAUGUGAAACCUCUUCAGUUACAAGUAAACUUCCACAUUCAUGUAUAUAUUCCUUGGUUUAAGUGGUUUUUAUAUUUUUUUUGAA